AAGCACCCUGUCGGUGCCGGGGCCUGGGAAGGGCACGAAGAAGGAGCAGGGAGGCUCUUCCAGGGGCUGCCCUGCCCCGCACAGCACGGUUGAUGGACCCGGCCGCCCCGGGCAGCGGCGUCAGCUCCCUGCCGCUGCUCCUGGCUCUUGCCCUGGGUCUUGCAACUCUCCAUUGUGUGGUGGCAGAUGGGAACACAACCAGAACACCUGAAACCAAUGGCUCUCUCUGUGGGGCUCCUGGGGAAAACUGCACAGCUACAACCCCCAAACAGAAAUUGAAAACCCACUUUUCUCGGUGCCCCAAGCAGUACAGGCAUUACUGCAUCCACGGGAGAUGCCGCUUCGUGGUGGAUGAGCAAACUCCCUCCUGCAUGUGUGAGAAAGGCUACUUUGGGGCACGGUGUGAGCGAGUGGAUUUGUUUUACCUCCAGCAAGACCGAGGGCAGAUCCUGGUGAUCUGCUUGAUUGCGGUCAUGGUGGUGUUCAUCAUUUUGGUCAUCGGGGUCUGCACCUGCUGUCAUCCUCUUCGGAAACAUCGUAAAAAAAGGAAGGAAGAGAAUACGGAAAGGUUGGGUAAAGAUAAAACUCCCAUAAGUGAAGAUAUUCAAGAGACCAAUAUUGCUUAAUGGUUACAAAGUUACCACAAGCUGGCAGCGAGCUCCAAAACACCUUACUCAUUUGCAGAUGGACAGGACACGUCUCAGGAAAACAGCUAGCAGCAAUGAAUGUUUAAAUAUUGUAUUGACUUUGUUACUUUUAUUUGUAACUUUGUGUUGCUUGUUAUUGUUUUUAUUAAUACUUUUAUUACCGUCUAAUGAUUGAGAAAAAGGACCUGGCUAGGUAACAAUAAUAAGAAGGGACAUUUCAAAAUAAACUUUGUUGCCAGGAUUAUUAGUCAAAUAAAAAAAGUAGGAAAAAGGUUAGAUUUUAAGAACUGAGUCAAUAAUAAGGCUUGCCAGCUUUAUAUACUUAUACGCUGAGUUUAAAAUAUAUUAUUUCUUUUAUCCUCAUUCCCAUACAUGCAAAAAUUAAAUAAUCUCACUUAGAUUUAGAGAUUGAGGAACUGAUGGAGUCAGAACUGAGAUGGAUCCAGAUUCAAAGCUGGUCUCUUAUCAUUUUUGUUAAUUUGGGCUUCGGUAACCUAAUUCAAUAAAUAGCCCAAGAUUUCUCUCUGAAUUUUGCUUUGCCAUGAUUCUGAGAUGGUGGGGCAAUUUUCCCUCAUUAACACAGGAAACGGAGUCAUGGCUCGUGCUGACGUCAUCAUCAUGAUUUCUGCAAAGCUGACUUCUAUUGUUGUUGUUGUUGUUAUUUAGCUUUUCCAUAAAGUCUCAGUGACAUGAGUAAAUUCUUGUAUUUCCAAAGCAAACAGAUUUUUCCCAUAGUUAUAGUAAUAAAUAGAGGUGGAAAAGUAAAUGACUGUUGUUCUUUAAACCCUCAAUAGGUAUUUAUACUCAGCUCAGUAUAAACAGCACCGUAAAAGACUGUUAAUAUCAGCAAUGGUGCGGCUGACCAUAUGUGACAAUAUGUGAUCAUCAUAUGAGAACAUAGCCUCAAUUCCAAGGCAUGUAGGAGUGCUUUCAGGUGAAUUUUGAUGCCAUGACAUCCUGAUCAUAGCUUCUGUUAUUUGAACUAUUUUGUCAUGUGCUCCUUUGACUAUGUGCUCUAUUUAGUAGAAAAUAUGUUAAGCAUAAGAAAUAAAAUUUAUAUUUAUUAAGUAUUCCAUAGAACAUGGAAUUUUUCACAUUGAUUAAGUGGGUCACUUACACAAGAUGGGAAGAUAUCUUUAGCUUGUGGUGCUACCUGCCAGUCAGGAUCCUUGUAAAUUCUACUUCACAGUAGAGAUCCCAUAGAUUUAAACAAAAGCCUGGGUUCCCUAUAUUCUUUUAGCACAGUGUUUGGAAGCAGACUGGGGUUUCACUAAUGAAGAAAUAGCUCACCUGCCAAGAAAAGCUAAGUGAAAGAGCUGACAUGUCUCAAAAUGAAUUUUCUUGCUUGUGACUUACUGGCCAUCCUUGGAACAAGACGACCCCUGCCUGGAUCCGGAUUCAUGCUUUAUUUUCUAUUGCCUCCGUGGGCUCACAUAUGUCUUUUCUCACCAGUCAUAUUAGAUGACAAACAGGCCUGAAAUAAUGAUCACUAGAAUUUCUAAAAAUAUCACCAAUCCUGGUAAUAGUCUCUGUUUCCUGGUCUCCGGUUGGCUGAUCAAUGCAAUCUCUUAAAAGAAGCUAGUGCUGGGAAACUUAUUUUUAUCUGAAGCUUUUAAUGGUGUUUCUUAUCAU
Molecule: messenger RNA, 2279 nt
Organism: Chionomys nivalis (European snow vole)
Lineage: Eukaryota; Metazoa; Chordata; Mammalia; Rodentia; Cricetidae
Gene: Btc
Product: betacellulin
Exons: 6
Coding region: 93-626 (177 amino acids)
Biological process (GO): epidermal growth factor receptor signaling pathway; positive regulation of cell population proliferation; positive regulation of mitotic nuclear division
Source: RefSeq, a predicted model, not a curated record